GCGAGGCCGAGCGCACCGCCGACCGCCACCCCUGCCUGGCGGCCGCCGGCGUGCCCACGCUGACGGAGAACCUGCGCUUCCUGACCGACGGCGGCGUGCUGCCGUAUCACCUGCAGGAGGACGUCGACAUACUGGCGAUGCGGCAUGCCGAGGUGGUGAGCGCACAUGCGCUGGUGGCGCGCCUGCCGGGCGCCCAGUACCCGCUGUACUACCCGCUGAGCCGGGUGCAACGUGAGCGUCGGGCGGAAUUCUUCCGCCGCCUGCCGCACCGCGGCUCCAAUCUGGUCCAGGAGCUGGCGCACACGCUGAAUCUGCCGGUGCUGACCGUAUGCCGGGCUGUCAGCCGUAUGUCGGCCCACGUCUUCCAGUAUCGCAAUGCCAAGAUCCUGCAGAACGCCAAGCUAUGCACGGAGCUGGGAGUGUCGCCGGCCGAUAUGGUCCGCUCCCUGUACGUGCUGCGCAUGCCGGGGCCGCUCAUCCGGCGCAGAGAGGCCGAGUGUCGGCGCCGCGGCCUCCCGCUGCGCCCCUUCUACCUGGGGCUGACCGAGGCUGAGUUCCAGCGGCGGCUGGCGGAGGGCGGCCCGCUCCCGGAGCACACGUCCGACGUGGCGGCGUUCGUGGCGCGCCGGCUCGGCGUCAGCGUCCAGCUGGUGCGGGAGCGCAUCGAGCACAUGUAUUGGCCGCGCUCGCUCACCGCCGCCCGCUUCGAAGAGGUGACCGCCCUGCUGGAGGCGGCCGGCUACCGGGGCGAGGAGCUGCAGCGGCCCGAGGCCGUGGGAGAGCAGGAGCGGCACCGGCGGCCGGAACGGAAGGUGAAGCGGCCUGAUGGGGAAGAUGAGCGACUUGAUGGAGAGGGGGAGCAGCCCGAGCAGGAGGGGGCGCGACCUGAUGGGGAAGAGGAGCGGCGCGAUGGGGAAGGGCAUCAGCCCGAGCCGGAGGGGGGACGGCUGGAGGGCGAGGGGCAGAGGCCGGAGCAGGAGAGGGAGCGGCUCGAGCGAGAGAAGGGACGGUUGGGGAGGGAGGAGGAGCGGCAUGGGUGGGAGUGGAUGGAAGUCGGAUUGGAAGAUGGAACGGCGACAGAGCUGGAGAGCGCAGAUGGAGACGACUGCCGAGUCAACUCUCACGAAGACGGUAAGGGUGACCUCGAUGUUAGUUCAAACUGA
Molecule: messenger RNA, 1163 nt
Organism: Pollicipes pollicipes
Lineage: Eukaryota; Metazoa; Arthropoda; Thecostraca; Pollicipedomorpha; Pollicipedidae
Product: neurofilament medium polypeptide
Exons: 7
Coding region: 138-1163 (341 amino acids)
Source: RefSeq, a predicted model, not a curated record